AUGGCGUCCCUGAAUAAUCUAUUUCUACUCUUGACGUGGGUUCUGCUCUUGUUCAUGUUAGUAGAUUCAAGCGAGCAGGCGAGUUUGCUCCGUGAUGACUUUUACAAGGACUCGUGUCCGGACGCCAAGUCUGUGAUAAAAGCAGCAGGUUGCGACGCCUCGGUGUUGCUGGAUGGAAAUGACACUGAGAAAACUGCUCCCAUCAAUUCGAACCUGAUCGGGUACGACGUGGUGGAUGACGCCAAACAAGCUGUGGAGGCUAUAUGCCCCGGAGUUGUGUCUUGCUCCGACAUUUUGGCCUACGCAGCUCGCGAUAGUACUGUCAAGUUGAAUGGUACAGGCUGGACCGUCCAAGGAAGGAGGAGAGACGGACUUUUCUCUUGUGCUGACGCUGCAGAAAACGAGCUUCCAUUACCAACAUUCAACGUUUCUCAGCUCAUAGAAUCUUUUGCCAGGAGGGGGUUAUCCAAGACGCAGAUGGUCAUCCUCUCAGGAUCCCACACAGUAGGAGUCGGGCAUUGCGACAAAUUCAUCGAGCGCCUGUACAACUUCAGUGCAACUCAUUUUACCGAUCCUUCGAUUAAUGCUUCAUACGCGCAGCAGUUGAAGAAAGACUGCCCGCAGGCAAUCUUCAACACCACUCUGGAGAUCUUCAUGGACACCAUCACGCUCGGUGAGUUCGAUGCCAACUACUACAAGGUACUUUCAGAGCACAAAGGAUUGUUCACGUCCGAUCAGUCUCUCGAGCGUCGGUUCGACCAUCGAUUCGGGAAAGCUAUGCGCGCAAUGGGUGCUGUGGGAGUGAGAGCCGAAUUUCAGGUUCGCAGAAACUGCCGCACAGUGAACCCAUGCUGA
Messenger RNA from Marchantia polymorpha subsp. ruderalis, 855 nucleotides. NCBI's taxonomy places the organism in Eukaryota, Viridiplantae, Streptophyta, Marchantiopsida, Marchantiales, Marchantiaceae. The record is from the annotation of a GenBank genome assembly.